AUGCCGAAUAUCGAACCUGAUAGUAACGAGUCGACUGAUGAAGAUGAUACAGAGAAGAUAUUUGAUGAGAUCGAACCAGGUCCCGCGGUGUACUUAGCCCAGAUGGAUGAACAAGAAGAUGAUGAUGAUGAAGAUGUAUUCGUAGAAGCAAUGGAAGAAUUGCCAGCAGAAGAAGAUGAUGUAAUGGUAAGAGAAGAAUUACCGAUGACAAGUAACGAAGAAGUGGUAGUAGAAAAAGAAGAUAGCGCAAUGACAAUGGAUGAAGAAUUGACUGAAAGUCAAGUACAACAAGGAAAAGACGUGCUGACGAAAGAACGUGAUCCAUCCAUUAGGAGAACAUUUCAACAGCGAUACUAUGCUAGCAAAAAUCAGAGAAACAUACUUUUGGCCACAAAUGCACGAUGA
Molecule: messenger RNA, 405 nt
Organism: Acaulospora morrowiae
Lineage: Eukaryota; Fungi; Glomeromycota; Glomeromycetes; Diversisporales; Acaulosporaceae
Source: the annotation of a GenBank genome assembly